AUGGUCGACCGCAAGGCACAGACCUGCCAGGCGUGGCAGAUAGGACGGAAGGGCGUCUACUUCGACCAUCGGCUGGGCUCCGAACCGCUGAAUGUGGCUUUUCGCAACCUCAGCCGGGUGGACGGAGGUGUGCGGGAGCUGUACCUCGCGGAUAAGGCCGAGGGUGUUCGCCUGCGGGGGACAAGCGGCGUGGGAAGGAGCCCCAAGAGCAGGCGAUCAGAGCCGAUGAGUGGAGCUGUCACCUUGGAUGCUAUACGGGCGAUGAUGGAAGCUCAGACCCAGACGCUUAUGCGUGCCAGCCAACAGCAGCUGGAUGGUGCGCUGGGUAAGCUUGAGAACACCUUGGAGGGCAAAAUCGCCGGGUUGGACGAAAGGGUCGACAGGGUGAUAAUGGCCUCGGAGCAGGCGGACGAGCGCAUUCUCAAGCUGGAGAAGCAGCUGGCUGAGCUUGCGUCUCGGCCCGAGCCAUCGGGACAACGACGCGAUCAAGGAGAUAGAAGGCAGAGGACGCUGGUGUUCGGUGGGUGGCCUCGAGAGACGCGCCGGCAGAAAAUCUUGGACCAGCUUAAGGUGGCGGUGGAUACUCUGCAUGUGGCGGAGCUCAUGGAUGAGGCGCCCUUCACGACGGGUGCAAGAAGGAGCAUGGCCUUGGCCAAUUUUAAGGAGAGGCCAGGUGAGACCUUCUCUGCUAUGCGGACUCGAAUGCAUCAGAUCCUCCGGGCUUUCGCGGAUCGGGGGGCCCAGACGGUGGAUGGGAGGAAGCUUUGGGCUUCGUACAGCAAGUCUCCACAGGAAAGAGCUCAUGGGGCACAUGCUUCGUGGGUGAAGAGGGCUACAGCUCUGCUGGACGAGGCGAAACUUAGCUUGCUCGACGUGGAGUGGUCUAGCGGAACCGUGUGGGCAGGGGACUCGCUUAUUGCAAGCUCGCAGCGGCCUUCGCCUCCUGGAACAGACCAGCGGAAGGUGGUGGUCAAUGAGGAAAGCGAGCAUCCAGCUUGGAUCGACUGUGAGAAGGCGGGUCUUGAGCUCAAGGUUGCGGAGCAGGCUUUUCGGGAUGCACUGGAGAGCACGCGCAAUGGUGAGCUGGCUGGAGGCGGUUGCAGUCGGGGCGAUUCUGCCGAUGAUCAGAGGUUCGACUUCAAUCUCCUCGGGUGGAAUCUUGGGGGAGCUGAUGUCACAGACCUUCCGAAGUCGCUAGCGGACGCUGCAGGGAGGCCAGUCAAAAAAGCCGACAUUGUCUUGCUUCAAGAGUACCCGAGGGCACAGGAAGGGUGGGCAUGGCAUACACUUGAGGGAUGGAGAUGUGCUACACAUAGAUCGGGCGAUUUGUGGAGGGGUACUGGCAUUCUUUUCCAGCCUACGGAGUGGUCCCUCCGUAAGCGGGUCUGCAGCAAGAGAGGUACCUGGUUCAAGAUGAAGCACCUUUACAGGGAUCUGGAAAUCUGGUGUGGCACGGCACAUUUUUCCCCGGGGGUAACGGCGUCGGUGUACGAGGAACAGAUUGAGGAACACUUUGGGAAGUUGCCUCGGAAUGCGCACAGGGUAGUCUUCCAGGGCGACCUCAACACAGGGUUUUCGUGGGUACCGGAGAAUGGCUGCCCCACUGCUGUGGCUAGGGAGGGCAAGGGGUCGCUUGUGCAGAAGGUGCUCCAGGAGAGAGGGUUGAAGAUGGUUGCACCGAUUGUGUCGCAGUGGAAUACACCUACCACCCGUCCAAGGCAGGAGGGAAGAAGGGGUCACAUUAUGGACAUGCUCGCCGUCAAACAUCUACGGGUCUUCGAACAUCGGAUACACGUGGACUCCUACCUGACGCUAGGCACAGACCAUGAACUGGUUGAGGGACGCGUGGGGUUGCAUGCCAAGAAGGUCUACAUCAGACAUGACACCAGGCAGAGAGAGUGGACCGGAGGGAUACAGCAGGUGGAUUUCAUGGACCAAGCAGUCCUCCAGCAAAUGGCUAGGCAGCACACCAGGGUCAAGGGGAGCAGGGGCUUUGUGGAUCCGGAACCGGUCAAGGUGAUGUUCAGACGUGCCAAGGUAUCAGGGAGUGCUCAGGCUUGGAAGACCGCUCUCAAAGCUAGGGCUGCCGCCAGGAAACAGUGGGAGCAUGAGAGACUCGUCAACGCCUCGAAGGGUGACUGGCAGACAUUCAGGGAACUGAGGCCGCAGAAGCACCAGGGUUGGGAUACGGUUUUCGCGGAGAAUCAGGCAGAUGACCCGCACGCUGCGGUUCACCGGCACCUACAGUCGGUGUAUGAGGGUCCUCAGGUCCAUGUGAUGACUGCUUCUUCAGAAGUGAGACCAUUCGAGGAGGCAGAAUUACGUGCCGCACUAUCUUCCCUGAAGCGUCGUAAAGCAGUUGGGGUUGAUUUGUCGAGCACGGAGCUUCUUCUGGGCAUUGCCGAGGUAAAUGGUGGUUUCGGCCACUUGCUUGAGUGGUACAACAGAAUACUUGCGACACAAGUCAUCCCAGUGGAUUGGAAUCGGCCGAUCCUGGCGAUGCUACCCAAGGUCCCCAUGCCUUGUCAGCCUCGGGACCUCCGGCCGAUCGCGGUAGGGUCAGCGGCAGCUAAGGUGUUUUCCAAGAUGUUACUGGCUCGCAUUGCCGAGGGUAUUGCGCCGCAAGGUCCGGCGCAGUGCGCUGCUCCAAGACGCCAGACCAGUGAUUAUCUUUACACUCUUUGGCGCAUGAUGGAGAUGUCCAGAGAGUGGGGGACGGCCUUUGCUGCAGUUAAGCUGGACCUUCAUAAGGCUUUCGACUGUCUGGACAGGGAUAUGUUGCUCCGGAAGAUACGUCCCCUGGUCACAUGUGAAGCAGAGUUUGUCUGCUGGCAGGGACUUCUCUCGAAUGUCGUGGGUAUCCUUCAGACCCCGUGGGGGUGCAGUUCAGUGCCAAUGAACAAGGGCAUACGACAGGGUUCCCCAGAAUCCCCCGCUCUUUUCGCCUUCAUUGCCGGCCUGGCCCUCAUGGAAGCCGAGGCGGAGUUUGAUUGGAGGGGUCAGGGCAGGGUUUUUGAAGGGCUGGACGUGGAGGAGGUCCUGUAUAUGGACGAUG
This is a messenger RNA of Symbiodinium sp. CCMP2456, 3055 nucleotides long. Lineage: Eukaryota; Dinophyceae; Suessiales; Symbiodiniaceae. The record is from the annotation of a GenBank genome assembly.